Messenger RNA from Myotis myotis, 3369 nucleotides. It is a transcript of the gene PPWD1, whose product is annotated as peptidylprolyl isomerase domain and WD repeat containing 1. NCBI's taxonomy places the organism in Eukaryota, Metazoa, Chordata, Mammalia, Chiroptera, Vespertilionidae. The transcript has 10 exons. The coding region runs from base 1736 to 3208 and encodes 490 amino acids. Gene Ontology annotation, molecular function: peptidyl-prolyl cis-trans isomerase activity; protein binding. Gene Ontology annotation, biological process: protein peptidyl-prolyl isomerization. The record is from RefSeq and is a predicted model, not a curated record.
CGAUGCUUUAUCCACUGAACCAACCGACUAGGGCAAAAAAGCUAUUUUUUUUAACCUUGUACAUUGACACCCUUAAAGUGUUAUUACCUUUUUUUUUUUAAUUGCCACGGCUUCCAGAUAAAUGUUUCUGUAAUAACUUUUCCUCAUUGCACGUUUUACAUUUUGAAAUUGUAUAUUUAUUCAUGUGAUUGUCUGAUUAAUGUUUCUCUCCACUGCUAAGACUAAACAUAUAAGAGCAAGUCUUGCUGCAUAGCUUUGCAUAUAGCAGGUACUCAAUAAGUAUUUACUGAAUGAAUAAAUGUUACAGUAUUUAUGCUCUUACUUAUUUUAUUGAAUUAGAAUAUUCUUGCAUAUCCUUUUUUAUAGAAAAUAAGUGUGUGUGGGGGGGAUCCAAAAAUAUCAAAGUGCUGAUAUUAUUAUUAGGAGACAAUGAUCUUAGAAACUUAAAACAAUUGAGACAGAUACGGAAAUUAUUAGGUGUGAAAAUCUACACCCUUAAUUAGAUGCUUAUUGUAUUUAAGUCACUCCAUAGUGUAUUCAGUUUGAAAAAAAUUGAAAUUUCAAAGAUGUAUGAAAUGUUUUAAAAAAUCAUUGAAGCCCUGGCUGGUGUGUGCAGUGGUUAGAGCAUGCGCCCCAAGUGCCAAAGGGAGGCAACCAAGAUGUUUCUCUGUCUCUUCCUCCCUCCCUCCCAUCCCACUGCCUUCUACUCUCUAAAAAUCAAUGGAAAAAAAUAUACUUGGGUAAGGAUUAACAGCAACAACAAAAAUAUCAUUGAAGAUUUUGUCUGAAAGUACAGGAGUUGAAUAAUAUAUUUAACCUUCUAGAAAUGGAACCAUUUCCUUUAACACAUUGUUUGGAUAUUGGACUUUUGAAUACAUUUUCAGAAAGACAUUAUAAAUGACUAGAGGCCUGGUGCACGAAAUUUGUGCAAGAGUAGGCCUUCCUUCCCCCGUCUGCUGGCACCAGCUUCCCUCUGGCACCUGGGACCCAGGCUUCCCUUGCAGCCACGGCUUUGUCCAGAAGUUCAUCCGCUCUAAUUAGCAUAUUAGGCUUUUAUUAUUAUAGAUUGUAUGGCACUACCUUUAAUUAAACUAAUGGAUUCUCAAGGACAGAACUAUGUGUUACUCUUCCUUAUUCCAUGUGCCUUGGAAUUUAUUUUCAAUAAAUAUCUAUUCAAUAAGUGAACUAACUGGCAGCAAAAGGCAUGUGUAUCAGAUAGGAUCAAAUUUAACUCCAUAUUAUAGAAAACAACACAAUAACAUUGAAAAGAUAAAGAUAUACUUCUCUCAUAUGUAAAAGAAGUCCCAAAGUAGAUAGUCUAGGAUUGGUAGGGAGGCUCCAAAGGAACCUAGGCUUUUUCCAGUGUUCUGCCCCAGCAUCACUAGGGAAUGGCCCUCACCUUUGUCCUGAGUGGUUAUUAGAAUUACGGUGCUCAUGUCCCAGUUCCAAGCUGUAGGACUGAGGAAGAGAAGAAGGGUACACCUUUUGAAGAAGAAUUCUUGACUGUGACACAACAUUUCCACUUUUAUUUCAUUGCUACAAGGUUACACCUAACUGCAGGAGAAGGACAGACUUUAUUAUCACUGCCAGUCAUGAUGGACAUGUUAAGUUCUGGAAAAAGGUAGAAGAAGGAAUUGAAUUUGUUAAACAUUUUCGAAGUCACCUGGGAGUUAUUGAAAGUAUUGCAGUUAGCUCUGAGGGAGCAUUGUUUUGUUCUGUGGGUGAUGAUAAAGCAAUGAAGGUGUUUGAUGUAGUGAACUUUGACAUGAUCAAUAUGCUGAAGCUUGGCUAUUUUCCUGGACAGUGUGAAUGGAUCUAUUGCCCAGGGGAUGCCAUAUCAUCAGUUGCUGCUUCUGAGAAGAGUACAGGAAAAAUUUUUAUUUAUGAUGGUCGAGGAGAUAACCAGCCACUUCAUGUUUUUGACAAACUCCAUACGUCACCUCUUACUCAAAUACGGCUAAACCCAGUUUACAAAGCAGUAGUGUCUUCCGACAAAUCUGGAAUGAUUGAAUACUGGACUGGGCCACCCCAUGAAUAUAAAUUCCCAAAAAAUGUGAACUGGGAAUAUAAAACUGACACCGAUUUAUAUGAAUUUGCCAAGUGCAAGGCUUAUCCAACCAGCAUAUGUUUUUCACCUGAUGGGAAGAAAAUAGCUACAAUUGGUUCUGAUAGAAAAGUUAGGAUUUUCAGGUUUUUAACUGGAAAACUCAUGAGAGUCUUUGAUGAAUCACUAAGUAUGUUUACUGAACUACAGCAAAUGAGGCAACAGCUACCAGACAUGGAAUUUGGCCGACGAAUGGCUGUAGAACGUGAGUUGGAGAAGGUGGAUGCAGUGAGAUUAAUUAAUAUAGUUUUUGAUGAAACUGGACAUUUUGUGCUAUAUGGAACAAUGCUGGGCAUUAAAGUUAUAAAUGUAGAAACAAACCGGUGUGUGCGGAUCUUAGGCAAGCAAGAAAAUAUUAGGGUGAUGCAAUUGGCUUUGUUCCAGGGAAUAGCCAAAAAACAUCGUGCUGCAACUACUAUAGAAAUGAAAGCUUCUGAAAACCCCGUUCUUCAGAAUAUUCAAGCUGACCCAACAAUAGUCUGUACGUCUUUCAAAAAGAAUAGAUUUUAUAUGUUUACCAAACGAGAACCAGAAGAUACAAAAAGUGCAGAUUCUGACCGAGAUGUUUUUAAUGAGAAACCUUCUAAAGAGGAAGUCAUGGCAGCUACUCAGGCCGAAGGACCCAAACGAGUUUCAGAUAGUGCCAUUAUCCACACAAGCAUGGGAGACAUUCACAUCAAACUUUUUCCUGUUGAGUGUCCCAAGACAGUGGAAAACUUCUGUGUUCAUAGCAGAAAUGGUUAUUAUAAUGGACAUACUUUUCACCGUAUAAUUAAGGGCUUCAUGAUUCAGACUGGAGAUCCAACAGGUACUGGUAUGGGAGGAGAAAGCAUAUGGGGAGGAGAGUUUGAAGAUGAAUUUCAUUCAACAUUACGACAUGACAGACCAUAUACACUCAGCAUGGCUAAUGCUGGCUCGAAUACUAACGGAUCUCAGUUUUUCAUAACAGUAGUACCAACGCCUUGGCUUGAUAAUAAGCACACAGUAUUUGGACGAGUGACUAAAGGAAUGGAAGUUGUACAAAGGAUCUCCAACGUCAAAGUCAAUCCCAAAACAGAUAAGCCCUAUGAGGAUGUCAGCAUCAUAAAUAUUACUGUCAAGUAAAUCAGAUGUAUCGUUUAAUGUGUAAAUAAAAAUACACAUAUAGUAAACAGGAUUAUUUUACAUUGGGAAUCUCUUAAGACUUGCUGAACAUACAAAUCAUGUUUCAAGGAUUGCGGUAUUGUAUUUUUAUAUUUUUCAUUAAAGGCCAUUUUUUAAAGCUU